This is a messenger RNA of Epinephelus fuscoguttatus (brown-marbled grouper), 2145 nucleotides long. RefSeq lists its product as uncharacterized. The transcript is spliced from 5 exons. The coding region runs from base 138 to 641 and encodes 167 amino acids. Lineage: Eukaryota; Metazoa; Chordata; Actinopteri; Perciformes; Serranidae. The record is from RefSeq and is a predicted model, not a curated record.
CUCCUCCUGCUGCUCCUGGUUCCUCCCCCGCUCCUCCUCAGACAGGCGUAACAUGACAAAUGCAGCCCAGUCUACCCCUGGAUGUGAAUUGCCAGCGUUUUUCCUCCAUUGUGCCCAAGGAAUGCUGAACUACAAGGAUGAACUGUUUCAAAUCGUUAAGUCCAACUGCAGUGAAUGCCACCGUGCUGUAUGACUUUCAUGAUGACGAUCACCAUUUCUGGUGUAGGAGCAACCUGACGGUCCCACUCCCUCCGUGUGUCUCCUCCUCCUUCUCUUCCCCACCUCCUAACUCCAACUGCCUGGUCUGUCAUGGCAAGAAGAUGGUCUUCGCUAUUUGCCGUAACCUGACAAAGGGUGUGAAAUUGACAAUGGAGGCUGGAAGUGACUGGGUCAACCUCACGGCUACCAACUGCCCCGAACCUCCCUCUGAUGGUAGUGAUGAUGGUGCUUCAGAGUCACAGCUUCCUGCCAUCAUCAUCCCCAUCCUCCUCCUCCUCCUCCUCCUCCUCAUCGGGGUGCUUCUCUACAUAUUUCGGAAAGAGCUGCUGAAAUCCUUCAGAGCCAAACAGGGUAGUUGUAGUCAGAGGCCGGAAACUGAGAAGAGUGAACAAUCAGUCGCCCUCAAGAACGGGACACCCUGAAGGGGAUCUGCUGACAUCAUGUUUUCGACUUCAAACAUGAAUUUUUAAAUUGAAGAAACGGAAUCAUGACUUUAUUAGUUUUAUUGACAGUACAAAAUGGAGUGGUUGCUGGUGCUAAGAAAGAUAUUAAUAAAAACAGCAGUGAAGUGUGAGUGUGUGAUAUUUUACAGACCCACUGUAUCUGAUGAUAUCUUAAUACCUUUAUCUUUGAUAAACAGCUACAGCUUUUUUACUGUUUUAUACCUUUAAUGUUAAAAAAUCUGGAGGAAAUUUGGUGUCAGCAGUUACUCACAGGCCAUGACUGACCAUGUUUGCCAGUUUCACCAGCCUGUUCACUCCGCUGAGCUUCUUCUGCAUCCUCCUGCCUGUUCCUGUGAUCAUCGGGGAGCUUUCUCAUGAGCUUGAGGUAUAUGGUACAGCAUUUUGGCACCAUUCCCACAGCCCUGUAAUCACAUCACCAAGAUUAGUUUUGGUAAAUAUAGAGGCAGCAUGUUAAAACAUCUAACUGGGUUAUUAUAGUGAGGUUUUGUUUUCUUACAGUUUUAGAUCUAAAAGGUCAAAGGUUCACUGUUCACUGUUGGAAAAACAUCAUAACUCAGGAACAGAAGGGUGAGAUGGUGACACUUGUCUCUUAAUCUGCAACUUGAUUGGGAUGGAGGAGGCACACAACCACAAGGCAGUAGCUCUAGGCAUGAAUCAUUGUAUAAAGUGGGUGUGGAGAGUCUUUAUCUCUUUCACAUUCUAACACAUUGUGAGUCAUCAUCUCAAAUACUUCUACCAUCAGGUGACAAAGAUUACAUUGUAAACCAUACAAAGAGAGGGCCGCUGUUUAUUUGAACGGCUGAACAGGUUAGAAAGUGAGGCUUUUGAUGUGAACUUGAAAAACUAUAGGAGACCUGUAGUGAUCGAAGCUUGUCUUGAGGCACUUCAGCUGUGUUACAAUUUGUCCUUUUUCCCAUGGUUAGUAAGUAUAGGCCUAUUCAAUCAGCCUGAAAAUAGAGAAAACGUUAGCACUAGCUAACUAGCUAGCUAGCUACCAUCACUAGCUAGUCAAGAAAAUCCAUGCAGACUUAUACAAAACUGUAUAGGAAAAUUACGUGUAGGCUUGUCCAUGACUAAAUAUCUUAAUAAAAGGGUCAAAUGCUUACUUUUUUUCUUCUUAUUCUUGAAAUUGUUCCAAAAGAGAGAGCAGUGGGAGACAACCAUCUUAUAUACUUUGUUAAUACUUUAUUAAAUCCCCCUGAGGGGAAAUUCAAUUUUUUCACUCUGUCAUUAACACACAGGUCCGAAAUACACACACAUGCACAAACAGGACCUAUACAUGCACAAAGUGGAGAGAUGUCAGAGUGAGGGGGCUGCCUUUGCCUUUGGGGGGUUUGGUGCCUUGCUCAAGGGCACCCCGGCAGUGCCCAGGAGGUGAACUGGCACCUCUCCAGCCACUAGUCCACGCUCCGCAUUUGGCCUGGAUGGGGACUUGAACCGGCAACCCUCCGGUUCCCAACCC